ACGGUAUAUUUUAACGAUAAAUCCGCUGUGGGAAGAGCUUGCAAAAUAAAUACAAACAAAUCUAAGAAAGAAAUAAAAUUAAUUAAUAACCGUUAGUGGCUGGAAGGAAGAACAACAACUCUACAAUGAACAUAAAUCUGCCCCAUUUUAACAUGAAGAACCUGGUCAAGGAAGCAGGCAGCACAAUAUCGCGUGUGGUGCAGCUGACGGAGGAGAAGCUUGGCACCACCGAACGCACCGAAUACGACUUGCACUUUCAAAAUCUCGCCGAACGUGCCGAUGUGACCAAGGCAUGGACAGAAAAGCUCGUCAAGGACACAGAAUCGGUGCUGAUACCGAAUCCACAGAACCGUGUCGAGGAUUACAUAUUCGAAAAGAUCGACAAGUCAAAACCCAAACGAGUAAGCAACCUGGAACACCUGGCCCUGGACAUGAUUGAGGCCGGCGGGGACUUCGGACAGGAUUUGCCCUACGGUCAGGCCCUCAUCAAGGUCGGACAGGCUGAGCAGAAACUGGGCCAGUGCGAGCACGAUUUCAUUGCCACCUCGGGCAUUUGUUUUACGCAACCGUUGCGCAAAUUCUUGGAGGGCGAGAUGAAGACGAUUAGCAAAGAGCGCGGCAUUCUCGAUUCGAAGCGCUUGGAUCUGGACGCCUGCAAGAACCGGGUCAAGAAGGCGCGCAGCAUGCUAGGCCAACAGUCGAAAGAUGGCAUCUCGCCAGAGGCUGCCUUGGAACAGGCGGAGCGCGACCUGCGCGUGGCCCAGGCGGAGUUCGACCGCCAGUCGGAAAUAACCAAGUUACUGCUGGACGGUAUUAGCACAUCGCAGGCCUCCCACCUGCGCCAUCUGCACGCCUUCAUCCAGACCCAGGUGCGCUAUUACAAACAGUGCGGCGAUGUCAUGGAACAGCUGCAGCGGGAGCUGGCCAACUUGGGAGGCCCGACACCAUAUAUACCGCUCGAUCUGAGCAACGCCAGUGCCAACAAGUCCAGCGCAACUGGCGGACCGUCGCCGUCUCGUGGUUCGGGCAACAAUAACAGCAGCAGUCAGGCUGCAUCCGCCCACAGGCCGACCAAUCAGCCCAUGCAUGUCAACACGGAUCAAAUGCAACGGGCUCGUGUCCUCUGCUCCUAUGACGCCAAGGAUCACACUGAGCUCAAUCUAAAUGCGAACGAGGUCAUAUUUGUCACCGAGUGCUCGCCCGUGAACGAGGACUAUAUGUACGCCAAGCAGGGCCUCAUGAAGGGACUCGUUCCGCGGGCCUUUGUCGAAAUGCUCGAUGAGGAGCCCGACGUCACCCUCUAAGUAAACGCGCGCAAUAUAAUGCAAUAAUCUCAACCAAAUACUCGUAUGUUGGACAGAAGAUGGAAAGGAGAGAAGUCAAAAUUAAAAGUCGAUGUUACGGCUCCGAAAUACUCACACGUAUAUGGGAAUGGAUUUGAAUUGGAAUGGCAAUUGGACAAUUAUAAAAUGCGGCCAAAAGGCAUUUGGCACUAGCAAGAGAGUACAAUAAUUUAUCAGAAUAUAGUUAUAUACAAAGCAUAUACAUACACACAUGCAUGCAUGAACAUAGUAUUAUAUAUAGAGCAUUCCCUAGUUUAGGCCACGUUUACCCCCAUCUCAUCCUUGUCCUCCCACACAUCCACGCCAUUUGCACAGCACAGCCACACGCGUCAAGCAAUAAUCGAAAAAUAUAGCAUGCGCGUAUUGUCAGCUGCCUGAAUCGAUUACUAUUUUAACAAUUACAACAAACACUAUAAACUGAAUACUUGGAACGAUUCUUAACUUUAUUAUUGUUACUGCGUAUCACAUAUCUGUAGAAAAUGUCUAAGCUUCUCCCUCCACACUCGUGAAAGUAUUAUGUAUUAUGUGUUAUGAUUGUCUCUACCGCAGUUAACAAACGAAAUUCACUGUGCUUUAAACUAUGGAUAUUCUAUAAUUAUAUAUAUGUACCUAUGAGAUUGUUAAUCCUAUUAUCUACGUAUUACAUUAUCCGCAAGUGUUUCCCAUUUAAGCUAAUUAGUAUUUAAUACAAAAUUAUUAAUUACUUACUUACUCAUUUCUGCUGCAAUUUAUUACGUUUAAAAAAAAAACCGCAAAUCCUUUGGUGCAAUUUUCAAAAGUCAAUUAUUAUGAAUGUUGCCUCUCAAAUCUAAGAGAAUCUACCCAAAAAAAAAAAAAAAAGAAACACCAAUUAGCGCUUAAUUAAUGCAAA
Messenger RNA from Drosophila pseudoobscura, 2214 nucleotides. It is a transcript of the gene EndoB, whose product is annotated as SH3 domain containing GRB2 like, endophilin-B. The record is from RefSeq and is a predicted model, not a curated record. Gene Ontology annotation, molecular function: protein binding. Lineage: Eukaryota; Metazoa; Arthropoda; Insecta; Diptera; Drosophilidae. The coding region runs from base 126 to 1304 and encodes 392 amino acids. Gene Ontology annotation, biological process: membrane organization. The transcript is spliced from 6 exons. Gene Ontology annotation, cellular component: cytoplasm; membrane.